AAAACGAAAUUCAUAGCAAACCAAAUAGAAAAAGAAAGCGAAAAAGAAAAAGAAAAAGAAAAAGCUUACCUCUCUGUCUGUCUCCCCCACUCAGCGCUUUGACGGCUACCAUUAACGCGUGUCGCUACUGCUUCAGGCAAGGCCCCUUCCAGAUCUGAGCCCUCCCAAGAACUCCACUCAAUCAUUUACUUACAUCUCUCUUUUUUAUUAUUAUUCUUUCUUGGCUUCGGAUUUGGAUUUUGGAUUUUGGAUUUCUGAAAAAAUAUGGAGUCGGAGCAGCGUCUGAAGCGGAAGAGGAUCUACAGGCCCUACUCCCGAGCUCAGUUUUUGUCACGGAGGUCCUUAAUCUUGUGCCUUUCUUUCUUCGUUUUCCUCAUGUUCUUGUCUUCGGAGAGGUUCCCGAUCCGAACGGUGUCGUUUCACCCAGUUGUGAGCGUCCCCAGUCUUUCUAUCCUCUCCAAAAAUUCCCUUCAAGAUUCUUUUCAUGCUAAGUUACGGUUUCCUUUGAGCGUCGAAGACCGAGUUUUGUUCCCCGAUCACUUGCUCCUGCUUGUAUCCGACAAGAUCGAUGAAGCUGAAAAGUUGGACUGUGUUUACCACAAGGUUUUGAAUCAUAAGGAUGUUGUUCGUCAACGGGUUUUGUCUGUGGAUGAAUUCGAUGGAUUUCGAUCGGUUGUUAGGUGCCCUCUUCCACCAUGGAAUUACUCGGCUGCUGCGGGUUUGAUGUGGCGAGGACAUGGGGUUGAUUAUAGUUUGUCUCUGAGGAGUAAUCGGACGGUUCAUUCGUGGGAUAGAUUGGUUUAUGAAGCGGCAUUCGAUGGGAAAACUGCCGUUGUUUUCGCUAAAGGGUUGAAUCUUCGACCGCAUAAAGAAUCUGAUCCGAAUAGGUUCAUGUGCCAAUUUGGUUUGAAGAAUUCGGAUGAAGAAGAUGAAGGGUUUGUGGUAAUGACUGAAGCAAUAGUGGCUGCACAGGAGGUUGUUAGGUGUUCAUUGCCCAGCAGUAUAAGAAAUAAUCGGGACUUGGCUCAGGGGAUUCGAGUUACAGUUGUUCUUGCCAGCAGGAAUGAUGUCGAACAUGUACAGAUGCCAUCUGCAGUUAGAUUUCGCAAUUCCAGAUCCUAUGAUCACAGGAGGAAUCGGAUGAGGCAAAAGGAGAACAUUGCUGUGCCUUCUGUAGCUAAACUAUACAAUUCGAAGUCUUACCAGACAAAAAGGAAUGAUGGGAAAUUCGAGCUCUGUGCCUGCACUAUGCUCUGGAACCAGGCACCAGCACUGCGGGAGUGGAUUAUGUACCAUACCUGGCUCGGAGUUGAACGUUGGUUCAUUUAUGACAAUAAUAGUGAUGAUGGAAUUCAAGAUGUUAUCGAAGAACUUGAUUUUCAAGACUAUAAUGUUAGCAGACAUACCUGGCCAUGGAUUAAAACUCAAGAGGCAGGUUUUUCACAUUGUGCUUUGAGAGCAAGAAAUGAGUGUAAAUGGGUAGGAUUCUUUGAUGUCGAUGAGUUCUACUACUUCCCUCGUCAUCACCGGAGAGGGUUACCAGGUCAGAAUUUACUAAGAUCGCUAGUAGCAAAUUACUCGUCAUCACGGACGAUUGCAGAGAUAAGAACAGCUUGUCACAGCUUUGGACCAUCCGGAUUGAGCUCACCGCCAUUGCAAGGAGUAACUGUAGGUUACACUUGCCGGCUCCAAAGCCCUGAGCGACACAAGUCCAUUGUGCGCCCUGAUUUGCUCAACGAAACUCUUCUCAAUGUGGUGCACCACUUCCAGCUGAAAAAGGGAUUCAGGUACCUGAAUGUACCCGAAAGUUCUAUCAUAAUAAACCACUACAAGUACCAGGUAUGGGAGACCUUUAGAGCAAAGUUCUUCAGAAGGGUUGCAACAUAUGUUGUUGACUGGCAAGAAAACCAGAACCAGGGGUCAAAAGACCGAGCCCCAGGGCUAGGAACCGAGGCCAUUGAACCACCAAACUGGCGAAAACAAUUCUGCGAAGUCUGGGACACUGGUCUGAGAGACUUUGUCCUAGCAAAUUUAGCUGAUCCUGCCACAGGAAGCUUACCCUGGGAGAAGUCUCUUUUGUAACGAUACCAAAUAUGAUUGCUUCCAAGCUUGGUGCCCAUGGGAAACAGUGUAAUGACAACAACAAAACACAUUCUUUUCAUUUUUUUUCUUUUGCAUUUUUAUCUGAUUUUUUUAGACAUGAGAUCUAUUGAUUAUAGGUUCUUACACGGCUGUAAAUUUUGUGAUGAUGGAAUAACAUUUUUUCCCCUCUUUCAUUUC
This is a messenger RNA of Gossypium raimondii (Peruvian cotton), 2280 nucleotides long. RefSeq names its product glycosyltransferase family 92 protein RCOM_0530710. The transcript has a single exon. NCBI's taxonomy places the organism in Eukaryota, Viridiplantae, Streptophyta, Magnoliopsida, Malvales, Malvaceae. Bases 265 to 2082 code for a protein of 605 amino acids. The record is from RefSeq and is a predicted model, not a curated record.